UAGUAAAUACUAGAUAAUUUGUAGUAGUAGUAAUAAUAAUAAUAAUAAUUACAAUAUCAUAUACUUUCCGUUUGCAGUUGAAAGUGUUGUCAUUGUGCGAACUAUGGAAUCAUAAGUCAGAAGAAGAGCAAGAGGAAGGAGAACAGCAACAAGAACAAGAUCUGCUCUCUUGACUUCUCCCGGUAUUGCGUUCUUUAUAUUCUGUAUUCUGAGCAGUUAUGCUACUUGAAGCCAUGCCUGCUGCGAAGAAGAACCUUGAUCAACGAAUCACCCUUGCAUUCAACAAGUUGCUGAAGGACAUAGGAAAUCAGGUUGAGUUUGAGCUUCCAGAUUCAUUUAAUAAAUCAAAGUCUACAGCCUACACCCUUAUAAAGCGCAAUAUAUAUCUCACUAAGAAGAUUAAAAGGCGCCUUGAGGAUGAUGGCAUAUUCUGCUCCUGCAGUGCAUCACUGGGUUCCUCUCGUGUGUGUGAUAGAGAUUGCCAUUGCGGGAUGCUGCUGUCUAGCUGCUCUUCAGGCUGCAAAUGUGGGAGUUCAUGCAGCAAUAAACCAUUCCAGCACCGGCAGGUGAAGAAGAUGAAAUUAGUGCAGACCGAGAAAUGUGGAUCUGGGAUUGUGGCAGAUGAAGAUAUUAAACAAGGAGAGUUUGUAAUAGAGUAUGUUGGAGAAGUUAUUGAUGAUAAGACCUGUGAGGAAAGGCUUUGGAAAAUGAAACACUGCGGGGAAACAAACUUUUACUUGUGUGAAAUCAAUCGCGAUAUGGUUAUUGAUGCCACAUACAAGGGAAACAAGUCAAGAUAUAUAAACCACAGUUGUUCUCCCAACACUGAAAUGCAGAAAUGGAUAAUUGAUGGUGAGACUAGAAUUGGCAUAUUUGCAACCCGUGACAUAAGAAAGGGCGAGCAUCUGACAUAUGAUUAUCACAGGUUUGUUCAAUUUGGCGCAGAUCAAGAUUGCCAUUGUGGUUCCUCAGGUUGCAGGAAAAAGCUAGGGGUUAAACCGAGCAAGCCUAAGAUGUCUUCAGAUGCUGCCUUAAAACUAGUAGCAUGCCAGGUGGCAGUAUCCUCUCCCAAACUGAAAGCAAUGAUGUCUGGAAAAGAUGUUUAUCAGAAUGGAGAUUUGCACAUAGGGAGUUCGCAACGCGCUUUAAGUAGUCUACCAACAUACUCCUGUAAUUGCAUUGGCGAAGUGGUUAGACUAUCUCGCCGCACUGAUAAGACAUAUUUUGGGAUUAUUAAACGGUAUGAUAAGUAUUCAAGAAAACACUCGAUCAUGUUUGAAGAUGGCACUGUUAAGUUUCUUGACAUGUCAAAAGAAGAUUGGGACUUUGUAACUUCGUGAUUUAAUUCCAGGGUAAUAAUCGUGGACAAAUGUAGUGUGCUUGACUUAACCUGACAAAUUUGCAUAAAUGUUGUAUCAAGGGUUUGGGCCGGUUCUGUGCUCCAAUAAAACAAGAUUUGAUUGCAUAGGUUUACACUUAGCAGAAUGUUGUAUCAAAUGCAUUUUUUGGUUGUUUUUCUUUGAUAAAUAAGGAAUUCUGUAGUAUUAUUAUCUGGUAAAAACAUCUGCUCGUUACUUGUAA
Messenger RNA from Populus trichocarpa (black cottonwood), 1581 nucleotides. Its product is annotated as histone-lysine N-methyltransferase ASHH3. The transcript has 15 exons. The coding region runs from base 219 to 1340 and encodes 373 amino acids. Gene Ontology annotation, biological process: regulation of DNA-templated transcription. Lineage: Eukaryota; Viridiplantae; Streptophyta; Magnoliopsida; Malpighiales; Salicaceae. The record is from RefSeq and is a predicted model, not a curated record. Gene Ontology annotation, cellular component: chromatin; nucleus. Gene Ontology annotation, molecular function: protein binding; histone H3K36 methyltransferase activity.